AUGGAUAAAGUAUUUGUAUCAUCAAUAUCACGCUCGCAAAGUGGGAGUAUCAGAAGAAGAGAUGUCACCGGUAGUAGUAGAGUUGACAUUGAUGAAGAUUCAUCAGCCACAACAGUUGAAGGAUACACCAGCGAUAUAGAUGAGAUUAUAGAGAAGACUUCAAAGUUGAAAAUAGAAAACGACAAUAAGCAGACGAUAUCUAAGCUUGCACGAAUCAUCAGUCCUUUAAUUUUAACUGCCCUCUCGGCAUUUGUACGAAUAUACCGUAUAGAAACGGCCAAUAAAGUUAUUUGGGAUGAAGCGCAUUUUGGAAAAUUUGCGUCCUAUUAUAUUAAACGGGAGUACUACUUCGAUGUGCAUCCUCCAUUAGGGAAGCUUUUACUUGGUCUCUCUGGGUACUUGGCAGGCUAUGAUGGGAGCUUCAAGUUUGAAAGUGGAGAGGAAUACCCGGAGACCAUGAAUUUCAUCUUUAUGAGAAUAUUUAGCUGUUUCUUUGGAAUACUAGUAACUCCUAUUGCGUACAAGACGGCACUUGAAAUGGGGUACAAUCAAUGGACUUGUUGGCUUAUCUCAUUAAUGGUUAUUUUUGAGCAGUUAUCAUUAACUUUAUCGAAAUUCAUCUUACUCGACUCAAUGCUAUUAUUUUUCACUGCCUUCACCUUUCUAUGUUUGAUGAACUUACACAAUAUAAUUAGAACUAAUUCCGAGCUAUCUAAAAAUGGGUUCAAAUGGUUUACAUUGACCGGGUUACUGAUUGGCUGUGUAUGUUCCGUGAAAUGGGUAGGAUUAUUUGUGACAGUACUCGUUGGGUUGUAUAUUAUUCAAGAUUUAUUGACAAAAUAUUUCUUGCUCACUUCAAAGCGUGGCAUCAGCUGGUCAAGAUAUUUGAGUCAUUGGGUCUUGAGAGUCACGACCUUGAUAGUUAUCCCAGUUGCUGUAUAUAUGCUGGCGUUCAAAGUUCAUUUCUUAGUCUUGAAUCAUACAGGGCCAGGCGAUGGAUCAAUAUCUUCGUUAUUGCAAGCUUCAUUGAUUGGAAACGAUUUGCAAUCAGGACCAAGAUCAGUCGCGUUUGGCUCAUUAGUAACAAUAAGGUCUCAAGGACUAUCUCCGAACUUGUUACAUUCCCAUUCCCAUGAUUACCCAGAGGGUUCUAAGGAACAACAAGUUACAACUUAUGGAUUUAAAGACGACAAUAACGAUUUCAUUAUAGAGUAUCCUAAGAAGAAUCUAGACAUGAACCAACAAAGUGAGCAAUUUAUUCAGAAUGCAGAUUUUAUUAGACUUUGUCAUAACAAGACAAAGUGCUGCUUACGUGCUCAUUCAAUUGGUGCUCCAAUGAGUAAAAACCACUUUGAAGUUUCAUGUUCCAACGAUGACAGUGCUGAUCAAUCAAACUACGAUUGGAUUCUCGAAAUUCAGUCUCAGGAGAUAUCACCUUCGCCUCAUUUCCAAAACGAAAGCAAAACAGAACUACACCCCCUCUCGACAAAUUUUAGAUUGAAACAUAGAAAACUUGGUUGCUAUUUAGCAACUACUGGGAGAUCUUAUCCAUCAUGGGGUUUUCAACAAGGCGAAGUUGUUUGUAAGAACUCAAUCUUUGACAAGGACAAGAACACUUGGUGGAAUGUGGAGAAGCAUGAAAACAGAUUAUUGCGGCUACCUACAGAGCCUUACUCCUCUCCCAAACCCAAAUUCUGGAAGGAGUUUGUGCUUUUGAAUUAUGGAAUGAUGGCCUCGAACAACGCAUUGGUGCCAGACCCUGAUAAAUUCGACAAAAUAAGCUCAGAAUGGUGGGAAUGGCCAAUUUUGAGAACGGGGUUGAGAAUGAGUGGGUGGGGCGAAAACGAUGUCAAAUACUUUUUGAUGGGUAAUCCUUUUGUCACUUGGCUGUCGACAGCAGCAGCAACAGUAUUUGUGAUACCCUACACCCUAUAUUUCAUGUUUCGUUACAAGAGACAACAAAUGGACUCGGCAAAAACCAAGAUUAAUGACUACGUUACCAAAUUGUUACUCCCCUUCGCAGCGUGGAUAUUGCAUGUUUUGCCGUUUAUUCUAAUGGGCAGAGUAAAGUAUUUGCACCACUAUGUGCCAGCCCUAUAUUUUGCUAUACUUUUGAGUGGAUUCGUAUUUGAUAAACUACUCACAAACAGAAAGCUUCCUUGCAUAGUAUCACACAUAUCUUAUUUGGGCUUAUAUUUCAUUACCGUCUACGCAUUCUGGUUCCUAAAAGAUCUUGCUCUUGGAAUGGAAACCUCAGCAAAAAACUUUCAACACUUACGCAUCCUUGGCUCCUGGAUGAUUUGA
This is a messenger RNA of Lodderomyces oxycetoniae, 2304 nucleotides long. RefSeq names its product dolichyl-phosphate-mannose-protein mannosyltransferase (gene PMT6). Lineage: Eukaryota; Fungi; Ascomycota; Pichiomycetes; Serinales; Debaryomycetaceae. The transcript has a single exon. Gene Ontology annotation, biological process: protein O-linked glycosylation via mannose. The record is from RefSeq and is a predicted model, not a curated record. Gene Ontology annotation, cellular component: membrane; endoplasmic reticulum. Bases 1 to 2304 code for a protein of 767 amino acids. Gene Ontology annotation, molecular function: dolichyl-phosphate-mannose-protein mannosyltransferase activity.